UCGCAUUUCCCUUUCGCAUCCUUCACCGCUUUAGGUAUGUGCUUGUAGAGUAUCUUCCUCGUAAACAGUGCCAAUCGUGCUCUCUCGAUUCAUCAAGCAAUCAAUCAAUAAAUCACACAAUAAUUCGCACAUAGAAUCAGGUAGAUGUAAUAAAAUAUUAAUCGGUGAAGCAUGCAUUCACACUGCACACUAAUGAAAGAAGAAUACAAAAUAUGCAGUAGGAAGGUUGUGUGAGCUACUCUUAUUAGCAUAUUGAAUGCAAGCAUGAUAUAAUCAGGAAAUCUCUAAAAAUAAGACCUUGGAAUUGAUUUCUUGGAACCUCGUUACAUGUCUGCAAAGUCGUUAUUUGGGAAAGUUGGGAUGUGUAUGUGUGUAUGUAUGUAUGUAUGUAUGUAUGUAGGAGGUAUAUUGGAAAGCUAAGAAGAUCAGAUGGAGACAGUUACGCACACGGAUCACAGAUCCAGAAUCGAAACGCACUCGAAAAGCAAAAUGCAAUAGAAAUGUCGUGAACAUGUCGUGAAAUCCCGUAGUUGAGUAAUGUAAUCGGUAACCCAAAUUCUGGUACAGUAGCACUCCAGAUGUUGUGAAGUUACAGCACAUGUUAUUUAUCGAGACGGGAUGCAGGAAGCCGUUUGGUGGGAUGGGUGAAUCGGCGACUGGGCUGCUGGGCUGCUGGGCUGGGUGUUUGGAGGUGCCGACUUUGCUUGCUUGCUUGCUUGCUUGCCUUUCAUGGGGACCUGGAAAUGAAAAAGCGUUUCUGGGGUCUCGCUUUUUCUAGGGGUACGGUGACAUCGACGAAGAUGGUUGUCCUUCGUUUCUUUCAUGGGCGGUCCCUUCUUUUGGGUCCAGAGUUGAAGAACUUGGGUUCGUGCUACGCUUGUUAUGCCUGGAGACAUGGUUGAUCUGAAUUGUCGGGAUCGUGGCGAACACGUGAUAUAUCUCCAAUUCAUGGUUCACAUUGUACAGUACAGUAUUUGAGGUCGUAUUCUAGUUGAAGCUUUUGAAUCGUGAAAUCAUUUUCACAUCGCGAGUUCCGUCGUGAAUCUAGGCUUGGACGUAUCAAAUACUUCAUACAUCAUUGUCCCCAUCGCACGCGUGGGUUUAAUCAAGUACCUAUGAUGUUUUUCCAAUCGCGCAAACAAACUAAUUAUCACGACAUCUGCCUGAAUAGGAAAUUUCCGUGUCACACCAUCUUCUGCGUCCAAAGAUAAACCGUGAAGCGACCUCUGAUACGCAUCAAUCGAUGUGGUAUUCGGUCUAUCUGCUUCAUUUUGAUUGAUGAAAUUCUGAAGAUGGUGAUGUGUGGUUGGCUCCCUAUCUCAAGUGAGGGGAAACCAGGUAUUUGGCCGUCAAAUGUUGUGGAUUUGGUGUGCGAAUAUUGGGGGUUUGGAGGUGGAUCUUAUCAGCUAUGGUUUUCUGUUGAAUUUUUCACUGUGUAGUAUUUUUGAGGACUGCUCUUUAAAGUCUUGAAAUCCAGGAGAGUGAUUUGCUGGAGUUGGUAUUCGCAAUAACUCAGUAUCAAAAUGGCAACUUCAAUUGAUGAUGAGAAGCAUGUGACGUCUUCUCCUGCACAAUCGAAGAGUGAAGCCGUGAAUAAUUCAUCAUCAGCUGCUGCAGCUCAUCUGGAUGAUAACUAUGCUUUGUUUCAAGAUGCUAGGGAUAUCGAGGUCGAUCCUCAAGAAGCGAAGAGAGUGCUUCGAAAGAUUGAUAUGCGGCUCAUGCCCAUUCUUUUCAUCACGUAUAUGUUGCAAUAUCUAGACAAGAAUUCUAUCAACUUCUCAAGUGUGUAUGGAUUGCAAAAGGGUACCCAUCUGAAAGGACAAGAGUAUUCCUGGCUGAGCUCGAUUUUCUACUUCGGCUAUCUGUUCUUUCAAUUUCCAUCAGGUUACUUCCUCCAACGCCUUCCUAUUGGAAAAUUUCUCUCUUUAACCACUAUUGCAUGGGGUGUGAUUCUCAUCACAACUCCAGCAUGUGUCUCCUUUGGCGGCAUAGCAACCAAUCGAUUCCUCCUCGGCGCCGUCGAAGCAACCAUAAACCCUGGUUUUGUCCUUUUAAUGUCCAUGUGGUACACGUCUGCCGAGCAACCUCUCCGUCUUGAAACCUACUACUGUACUAACGGCAUCGCAACCAUGUUUGGAGGUCUCAUCGGCUACGCUGUUGGACACAUUACCACCGGUCUCCCAAAAUGGAUGUACGUCUUCCUAAUCUUCGGAGCGAUCUCCAUCUUCUGGGGCGUAAUCUCCCUCAUUUUCCUCCCGGAUCUCCCUUCCACAGCCAAAUUCCUCACGCCCCACGAACGUCUCAUUGCCGUUUCCCGCGUAGCAUCGAAUCGUCAAGGCGUAAAGAACCAUCAUUUCCAGACCUAUCAAGCAUGGCAAACGGUCAAAGAUCCUAAAACGUGGAUCCUAUUUGUCAUGGCUGUCGGCGCACAAGUCCCCAACUCUGCUCUUACAUCUUUUACAUCUAUCAUUGUCGGAACCUUUGGUUUCGAUACCCUCGGUACCCAGUACCUACAAAUUCCCGGCGGAGCAGUGCAAUUCCUCGCGCUAAUGGCGGGUGGAUACAUAUGCACGAAAUUCCCUCGGAAUUCAAGAUGCAUCACCAUGAUAGUCGCCAACACGAUUUGUAUUCUCGGUUCGGGAUUGUUGGUUGGUCUUCCAAGUAGUAAUAAAUGGGGACGAUUAGUAGCGCUUUGGCUAUGCUAUUUUCAGGGGUUAGGAUUUAGCAUGAGUCUCACGAUGGUGAGUAGUAAUAUUGCGGGGUAUACGAAAAAACAGUUGACGGCCGCGGUGCUGUUUACGGGAUAUUGCGUAGGGAAUAUAGUUGGACCGCAAACUUUUAUUAAAAGUGAAGCUCCCGGAUAUCACUCAGCGUACAUAGCAAUGUUAGUAGGUUAUUCGGUCAAACUAGCAAUGGUUGUUGUACUGUACAUUUACAUGUACUCAAGUAAUAAGAAAAGAGAUGCAGAGCAGGCGGCAAGAGGAGAAAUAAGUGAAGAAGAAGAAAGAGAGGCUGUGGAGAAGGGUAUGUUGGAUAUGACGGAGAUUGACAAUAGAGGAUUUAGAUAUAUUUUGUAGAUAGAAAUAUGUUAGGGAGAAUGAAUAGAUAAAGUCUCUUCG
Molecule: messenger RNA, 3119 nt
Organism: Botrytis deweyae
Lineage: Eukaryota; Fungi; Ascomycota; Leotiomycetes; Helotiales; Sclerotiniaceae
Exons: 3
Coding region: 1524-3077 (517 amino acids)
Biological process (GO): allantoate transport; dipeptide transport; tripeptide transport
Cellular component (GO): plasma membrane
Molecular function (GO): allantoate transmembrane transporter activity; dipeptide transmembrane transporter activity
Source: RefSeq, a predicted model, not a curated record